Molecule: messenger RNA, 2952 nt
Organism: Conger conger (European conger)
Lineage: Eukaryota; Metazoa; Chordata; Actinopteri; Anguilliformes; Congridae
Exons: 9
Coding region: 1876-2952 (358 amino acids)
Source: RefSeq, a predicted model, not a curated record
UUUGGGUGUGUGUGCUUGCCUGUGUGUAGGUGUUCUGCGUGAAGUGAAGGUCUAAAAUGGAAUCGUUAUGGUGAGCUGUUCAGAGUGAGUUUGUUCAGUAAGAAAUAAGGCUAAUUUACCCCUUUUAAAGAGGCAUGUGCCCAGCAUCAGCCUUUGGCUCUGUAGAAGAAGAAUGGAUCUUAGUGUAAUAUUUAUUGCAGUCCUAACCCUAACCCACUAAUCCCAGGCCUCACUCUAACCCAAUAAUCCCAGUCCUAACUCAAACCCACUAAUCCUAGUCCUCACCCAAACCCACUAAUCCCAGGCCUAACCCACUAAUCCCAGUCCUAACCCAGACCCACUAAUCCCAGUCCUAACCCAAACCCACUAUUCCCAGGCCUAACCCCAACCCACUAAUCCUAGUCCUAACUCAAACCCACUAAUCCCAGUCCUCACCCAAAUCCACUAAUCCCAGUCCUAACCCGAACCCACUAAUGCCAGGCCUAACCCAAACCCACUAAUGCCAGGCCUAACCCAAACCCACUAAUCCCAGGCCUAACCCAAACCCACUAAUCCCAAUCCUAACUCAAACCAACUAAUCCCAGUCCUAACUCAAACCAACUAAUCCUAGUCCUCACCCAAACCCACUAAUCCCAAUCCUAAUGUGGUGGGAAGUCAUCCACGCAGAGAUAUCAGCCAAGCAGGCAGAGAUCUGUGUGGUGACCUGGGUAUCGGGGGUGAAGGAAAUAAAGAGUCAUCGGCGUAAAAGUGGUAGGAAAAGCCAUGGGAAAAGAUACUACUAACAUAAGACCUAAAAGUUACUGGAAAUGAUAGAUUUGAUCCAAGAGGCCUCUCAUAUUUUUCAUGUAGCUCCCACAAAUAGGUGUCACCUUAACAUCAUCACAAACAAUGGAAUUGCUGAGACGGGUGCGUGGGGGGUUGGACCCAAAAUACAUGACUCAGGACAGAGAUGUAAUAGUCCCGUUAGGGCUUUAUUCAGGGAAUGUCCAGGGAGCGUACUCGAAAAACAAGCAAAGUUCAUACACGUGAAAUCCAGCCAAAACCAAAGUACAGGACUGAGGGAGAAGGCAGUCUGGUAAUCGGUACACCAUGCAAAAAGUCCAGUAGACAACAUAAAUCGUGACAUAACAAGUUUGCGAAACUGUGACAUGAAUAAAUUAUUUAACGUGACAUGGAAGACAAAGAAAUAAAUUGUAACAAGAACUAAACAUGAAAACAUGAACCAUAACAUGACAUGAAAAUGAAACAUAACAGGAAAUAAAACAUAGAAAAACGUGGUGAGACUAGACUAACAUAAUAUGUGACAUGACAAUAAAAUAACUAAGACAAUGACUAAACAUGAAAUAUGACGUGACAAGCAUGAAACGUGACAAUUACCCAUAUAUUUUGAAAGGUCUGGCCUUGAGUAUGAAAGUUUUCUUUGAGAUUACAGUAAAUUCAUAACUUUACCAUAAUUAUCUGUCAAGAGAAACUUUGAAUUAAUCUUUCAGUACAUGGCCCCAAAGAUUGGUCUAGGCCACAUGUAACGACAGUCACAAAAAACAUCAAUUUAUUUUAUUGCAGAGCCUUCCAUCAUGCAGUGAUGAGCAGAUUCAUUUUUCACACUGGUAACUAUCAUCAGGACAGAUACAAGUACUCCAUACAUGACCCAUGAGGGUGCAGGUCUUACAAUGGCAAAGUUUAUAAUACAACAAAAUUAACAAAAACUAGAAAUAUUAAUUUCCCAUCAUUUCAAGAGCACUGCAAACAGUUCUCAUUUCUGUUUGCCAGCUUUCCACCACAGGACAUUUCACCUGAAAGAGAAUAACUUCGUAAUCUUCUACAACCGCAUCGAGGACAGAAUAAAGUAGUGAUGCAGAACUUGGGUAUAAAACCAUGACUACAAUGGAAUCUUCAAAACAAAGAAAGUAUGACCUUUAUCUGGAACCAGAGUUAAAAAAUGCAGGAGUUUUUACUUUCAUUCAAACUAAACCAGAGAAAGUGCACUUGGCAGAGAUUGAAGUGUUUGCUAUAGAAGUGAAACCAUCACACUGGCACACAGAACGUGAAGGAUCUGAUGUGAACAAGAGCUGUGAGGUAUCCCACCUUCCAGAUUCAGCUACACUGGCCUGGGAACGGGACAGAGAACCCACUGCUAACACAACGCUGAUCUACAACAACACUGCCCACAUCAUCAUCCACAGUGUUGACCAACACAGUGAGGGAACCUAUGACUGUACACUCCGACGGAACGGAGCGCUUAUUUUCAGAGUUCCCAAACUUGAACUUAAAGUCACCAAGGGAACAUUUGUAACACACCGCACUCUGUACAGAGGGAGUAUGAACAGCAGUGAGGCGGUGCUAAUCUGCCAUUCUCUGAUCUCAUACACAAACGCCUCCUGGUCUUGGGCGCCAGUGUCUGAGACACAAGCAAUCCUUGUGGCCUCAGCUGGUAAAUGCAAGAAUGCUGCAAUUUCCAUGGAGAUGGAUAAAGAGAGAGUCUCAUCUGAUAUCUAUGAUGGGUCUAAGUUUCCUCUGAAAAUCUCAGUGAAGUUUGGAGACAGCGGAAUGUACACCUGCAUUUAUGAAAGAGACAGGAUGGCUGAAAAAAAUCUGGUACCUAUUCAGGGAAAACAGGAAGCAACAGAAGUGUUUAUCCAAAGCCAGUCUCAGCAGAGCCCCCUGGUGGUCUGUCCAGGAAUCAGCCAGUUAGAACAGGUCCCCCUGCACCCCACACUGCCCAUCAAGCAAGGGUGGAGCACUGAGACAGUGGUCAGGGUGGUGAUUGUAGCGCUGGCCACCCUGGGGAUGCUAUUGGUUCUGAGGUGGUACUGGUCCUGGACGAGACUCCAAGUGAACCUGAGUCAGCCCAGCCUGAGGAGUGACCAGAGCAGCAAAGCCCUGCAGGACCAAUGCAAUGGGAUCGGUACACCACGGGAGUGGAACGACCCGUGCGCCGACGCCAAGAGCUAG